Zasmidium cellare ATCC 36951 is the source of this 1137-nucleotide messenger RNA. RefSeq lists its product as uncharacterized. The record is from RefSeq and is a predicted model, not a curated record. The transcript is spliced from 3 exons. Lineage: Eukaryota; Fungi; Ascomycota; Dothideomycetes; Mycosphaerellales; Mycosphaerellaceae. Gene Ontology annotation, biological process: intracellular protein localization. The coding region runs from base 1 to 1137 and encodes 378 amino acids. Gene Ontology annotation, cellular component: plasma membrane.
AUGGCGUCGAGAACGCCAACUCCCGACCAUGGCGCGCGAGAAAGGCUACCCAACCUCUGGGAAGUGUUGUCCCGCCGCACAUUGGCGCCGGUGGACCUGUUUUCAUUCUACAUCUACAUGCGCGAUGUCCAGCGCAGUGUCGACUACCUAGACUUCUGGCUCGACGUCUCCCAGCACAUGUCGCUAUGUCGACACUACGUCCGCGAACUUCGCCGAUCAGUCCUCGUGUCAACCCCCGACCUCGACAAGUCCGGCUCAAAACGAUCCUCACAGAUUCUGGACAACAUCGAGAGAACAUCGUCAGAUCAAGGCCCAAGUGGGACACAAUAUCGCGACAAGUCAGCGGACAGGCAGACGCCCGACCAACGUUUGAGCGCAUUCCUGAGGCAGGACAAUGGGACAGGACAUAGCCCGCAUAAUAGCCAGGGAAGCAGACAUUCUGAAGGGACAACGCCUGGAGCCGAGCAGCCACCCAGACCGAGCUUUAUGACCGGCAAUUCGAACUCGCCCUCGCCGAACAUUCAUAGCAACAACAGCCCGCAAAACACUGUUGCUCGUGCCGACAUUCGUGCUUCGGCAGAAAAGAUUCUCUACACCUUCCUUUUGCCUGGCGCUGAACGAGAGAUCAUCCUUCCGCAGGGCAUCUUGAAUGAAAUCACACACAAUAUCGAGCGAGAAGGGCGAGAUGACCCUGAAGUUUUUGAUGCGGCAAAGGACUAUGUUUUCCAGGCAAUGGAACGAGAUGCCUUCCCCGGCUUCCUUAGAGCAAAAGCUCUGGGCAACAUCGUUCAGCCGUCGCUCAUGCUCCGCUUGAUCGCUGGGCUGGUCUCCAUGUUUGGAGCAUUCUGGACUGCAUUCGUUCUCCUCUUCCUGAACAAGGAUAGAGCUACGCGAUGCUGGCUAAUCCUGCCCUUCACUGUUGGCAUUUAUCUCCUUGCGUCACACCAGUAUCUGCUGGACCCACUUCUCGCCCUGGCUGGGCUGAGCGAGUACACAUUCCUCAGCUUUGCACGGAUAAAGGAGCCGUUCAUCCGAAAGCUUCUGACUCGGCGCUCACUGAUAUGUUUGCUGUCGAUUGCCCUCAUUGACGCUGCGUUGUGUUGUUUGUUCAUUUUUGUACCAGGCAAACGCCUUUGA